Hippoglossus stenolepis (Pacific halibut) is the source of this 3498-nucleotide messenger RNA. It is a transcript of the gene gpr101, whose product is annotated as G protein-coupled receptor 101. The record is from RefSeq and is a predicted model, not a curated record. Lineage: Eukaryota; Metazoa; Chordata; Actinopteri; Pleuronectiformes; Pleuronectidae. Gene Ontology annotation, cellular component: membrane. The transcript has a single exon. Bases 664 to 2013 code for a protein of 449 amino acids. Gene Ontology annotation, molecular function: G protein-coupled receptor activity. Gene Ontology annotation, biological process: G protein-coupled receptor signaling pathway.
GGGGCUGGUGAAGCAGGAGGUGGAGGGGGAGACAGGAGACGUCGGUGCAGGUGUCCUUGGUCUUAUUUCCCCGCUGACAGCUCGGAGACAGGAGCCGCAAGGAGCCUAAGAAGGAAUGAAAGCUGAUGAAAUAAUAAACGUCUGAUCUGCCGGGAAAAUCCGGGGGAAAGAGCAGCGGAGGGAGGAAGGAUGCGCUCGUCUGGAUGAGAGACCCCCGCUGGGUGAAGACGCGCAGCGGAGGCUACGUGUUAGCUGAGCCGUGAAGAAAAAAAAAAAAAGCUCCGAGGAUGAGGUGGAGGAAAAUGAUCACAUCACCAGUGAUCACCGUUUCACACGCAUCCUGCUCGGAUUAGAAAUCUGCAUCUGUCUGGACAUCCCGAGCUCGGUGCUGAUCGGCUGCCUCCACCUUCCAGGUUUCCUCCGGCAGAUGUGGGCUGCAUCAGGGACAAAGGCCUGCUCGGGAUACAUCGCGAUGAGCAGCAUUGAUCGUCUCCAGCAUUACAGGCGACUCCUGGACGAGUCUGCUGCACCGUUUCCACACGUUAUGGACGCCUGUGCCAUGUCAGGUGAGAUGCAGCCGAUGUGAGAGGAGCAGUGUUAGUGCAAACACAACCUGAGCUGCUCUUCUGCUCCAUCACGAUGGGACUAACCUGAAGCUGCUGGAUGUCACUCCCUGGCACUGCUGCAAGUAUGGGCACAAAUAUCACCGACGUUCCCUGGGAGCCUGCUGUCGCCCCUGAUUCCGCCCAGUACCCGGUGUGGUCCACCACGGCCGGCUGCGUGGUGAAGAUGGUGCUCAUAUCAUUCAUUGUGUGUGUGUCCUUGUUCGGGAACGUGGUGGUCCUGCUGGUGUUCCAGAGGAAGCCUCAGCUCCUUCACGUGGCCAACCGCUUCGUCCUCAACCUCCUGUUGGCCGACCUGCUCCAGACUAUAUUGGUCAUGCCCUUCGCCAUGGCGGCCACCGUGCCGGGUGUGUGGCCCCUGGAUGUGCGACUGUGCCAGGCCCUGGUGGUGCUCAUGCACCUUUUCGCAUUCGCCGGGGUCAACACCAUCAUAGUGGUCUCUGUGGAUCGCUACCUGGCCAUCAUCCACCCUCUGUCCUACCCCACCCGCAUGACCCCUCACCUGGGCACCAACCUGAUCAUCUGCACCUGGGUGCUCAGCUUCCUGCAGAGCACUCCGCCUCUGUACGGCUGGGGGGCCAUUGACUUUGACCGACACCACAACAUGUGCUCGGUGGUGUGGUCCUCCAGCCUGACCUACUCUGCCGUGGUGUCCACCUUUUCUUUCUGGCUGCCCGUGCUCAUCAUGCUGGGAUGUUACUGGAUGGUGUUCAGGGCAGCUCGGAGGCAGAACGCUCUCGUGCACCCCAUACAAAAGCAAUCCUACACCCAGCCAGCGCCGCAGGACAUCCAGGGCCCCGGCAGUCCACAGCGGCAGCCCCAAGCCCAGCCGGCAAGUUCACCUGAAGGCCCCUACUCAGCCAGAGGAUGCCCUGUUCGGGUCAGGCACAGACGCUUCCACUACCACUGCAAGGCCGCUCGGGUAGUGUUUGUGAUUAUGGCCUCAUACAUCCUCAGCAUGGGGCCUUACAGCAUACUGAAUACAAUAUCUAUGAGCACCAGAGCGCCUGUACCACCCUGGCUGUCCUCUGUCGCGCUCGUGCUCUUUUUCUUACAGUGCUGCCUGCACCCUUACAUUUACGGUUACAUGCACCGCAGUGUGAGGAAGGAAUUCCUGGCCCUGCUCUGCGGACCGUUCUGCAAGCAGGGCCGUCCCAGCCAGAGCUCGGCUGUGGAGAGCUGCUUCACCACCACAGAGGGACGCUCGGGCGCCCACCCUCACCUGCCCAGCCUGGCCGCUCGAGUCCUCCCUCUGCGGACUUGGGAAGAAUGCACAACCUCCUCCACCCCCACUUUUGAGAGGAAGUCGAGGGACAGCCGCAAAGACACGGCUUCCACCAGCAUCAGCUCAGAGAGGGAGCUCACGGUCCACAGCAAACAAAGCACAUGAACGGCCUUGAGAAUUUGGAGCAAUGUCCUCAUACAACAGGGUUAUUCAUUAAGAAGUUACUGGCAUUAGGAACAACAACUUGACAAUGUUUUUUCAAAUGUUCAGAAACACGUUUUAUGUUUUGUCUCAUUAGUUUAAAUGUGUGCAGUUAUUAUACAACAGCUAUACAGUAAAACCAGAAACAACAUUUAAUUUGUAUUUUAAAGUCUUUAACCUACAAGUCACUAAUUAAUACCACUAGGGUUUUUGACCUGCUGUGAUAUAGAAAAAAUAUUACAUUGGAUUAAAGUGCUGUGUGAUCUGAUCACUUUGCUUUGAUUAGGGUUAAUAGACGUCACUGAUAACGUAUUGAUCUGCAGUAUCUACGCAGCUACUCGGUCUCCUUUAAACCUUUUGUGUGCGUGUUGUGUAUUCGGAGUAAGAGGACGUACUGUGUACCUUGUGUUUGGGCGAGCGAGCGUCGCCUGCCACUAAUGAACUCAGGAUCUGUUUUUGGAGAAACUUCAUCGUGCCCUUCUCUGUUCUUGAGCAAGUGGAACAUGUGUGUGUUUACGUCCUUGUGUCUGUAACUCUUCUUAGUCUCAAAGCGCCUUUUGAGGAAAUGAGUAGAUCAGUGAUGCAUUGUGCCUGUUCAAACACACAAGGGUUGGUGGAUUACUUUCCUUGAUGGGAUGGACAAACAAACCAGUUUGACUUAACCUCUGUGUUUCCUUUAAUUCUAGUUCAAAUGAGGUGGGAAUUUUUAAUAUUGGUCCGGAAUUUUCUGCCUUUGUGAUGUCGGCCUUUCUUUGAGGAAGUACAGUGUUAUUGUUGAAUCAGUGCAGUGCAUAGAGAACAGGGUAUAGACUCCAGUGGACUCAGUGGACCAGUUAUUUAACGUAGGCCGCAUUGUAUAUAUAUAUAUAUAAACCAGUGGCGUAUAUAUAAGAGUUUUCUUAUGUUCCUCUGAACACAUGUAUAUUUGUAAAGAUCCCUCCUGAUAGAACCUGCCCUCUCACAGCCAGAGAGGAUGAAUACCUGCCAUGACUCAUCUCAUAGAAAGAGCGAAUCACUGAGCUGAUUGUAGAUGAUGUGUCGCCAAAGGAUUUCACAGUUGCAUGACCACAUUAUGUGCAUUAUUUGAAAAGCGUGUCCGGUUCUGUGGUCAAGUUUUUAUAACUUUUAAAUGAAUGUUUUAUUAUUAUGAUCAUGAUUGAUAUAUCGUGUUUGACUGGACGGCCAUAGAUUUGAGCCUGGAGUCAUUCAACAGUAUUAUAGCUGACAAUCAAGCUUGUACAGUAGGUCUGACACGUUUCUCUGUGCGAGACAAAGAGUUACACUACAGUGUGUGAAACAGUUUAUCAUCAAAUAAAGAGAGUAGUGAUGUUUUUAAAGUGCUUUAAAACGACAUAUUUUUGUGAUUUCUAUCGUGUCUUUGCAUUAUUUCUGGUUUCAUCGAUCAAGAUCACAAGUUGUCUGUUGUUUAAUAAAAGUGAAUUAUAUGUA